Molecule: messenger RNA, 4680 nt
Organism: Ceraceosorus guamensis
Lineage: Eukaryota; Fungi; Basidiomycota; Exobasidiomycetes; Ceraceosorales; Ceraceosoraceae
Exons: 2
Coding region: 412-4440 (1342 amino acids)
Source: RefSeq, a predicted model, not a curated record
GUCAAAGAAGCAUGUCAAUCUCCUUCCUCCCCCCUCGCGUCAUCAUCCAUAAGCCCCCACCACUCGACCUACACGCACACAAGCGGUCAUCUGUGGACACUCUGAGCGGUCGUAAUGCGCAUGUACACAAGCCUAUCUCGCGCGCUUUCAGCACCUACCGUCUUGGGCCGAUGGCCGAUGGUCAGGGCAACAUCUAUCUGUUGGUUUGUCCUCAUGCGGGGUAAGAUGAAUAUGUUCAGCGUUCCUCCAGUCUUUGGCCCUCUCGAGCUGGUACAGAUGAGGAGGACAUGACUGAAGCGAGCGCUGCGAUGGAGCAGUUGAUCUGCCCAUUCGAUUUGCAAGCUACUGGCUGUCAUGCCGCCCAACGAUCGAGCUGUCUGUGCGCUGCGAUGGGACGAGCAAGUUGGAUGAAUGCAUCAUGUUGACCGAGCCCGCUUACCACACACCCACUCGACAGAUCGCUUGCUGCUUCAAAUGGAGACACAGCGAAUGCGAUACCUGCUGACGUCUCACCUUCAGCCACACCUCCAUUCUCCGCCAUCACAAACAUUUAGCAUAAUCAGCUUCUUGGGCAACAUGCGGCUCGAGAAUCAUUUGUGGCUUGAGGCACGAUCACCACAGAUCGGCGAUAAUCCGGCCAAUGUAGGAGGAGGAGACUCAGCAAGUGGACCUUUGCCUGGCGAGCUAUACUCGAGCAUCGACGCAUCGCCCGAGGCGACGGGUGUUGCGGAUGGUGACGCUGCGAUCCCAGGGGCAACAGGCAUCGCACCACCCACUCCUACACAGCAGCCGGAGGCAGCAACGUUCAAAUUGAACAACUUCAUCCCGCUCUUCGUCAUCAUUGCUCUCCUCGUAUGCUUUGCCAUUGGCGGAAGAAUAUGGGGCCGCGUAUGGCACACGCGCGUCAGCAAAGCGGCACGAAAGCAAAGGGCGAGUGAAAGGAGGGCGAGAAGAGAGGCAGAGAGAGAGCGAAGGGAUACAAGAAGACAGAUGCGAGAGGCCUGGGCUAGGGAUGGCUAUGGCGAUUUUCCCGGCGGCAUGAGUCCCGCCUUGGGUCAAGAUGCUGCUGAGGAUAGUGAAGAUGAAAAGUCCCCCAAGAAGAACAUCGUUGGCGGGCUUGUCGCCACAUUGGGCAUUCGCGAUGGGGAGACUCGCCGCGACCGCAAUGAUCCUGAUGGCGACAGCAUUUACGGUGGCGCUUGGCUCGCCUCGAUGCGCAGGCUUGCCGGUUGGACGUCGGUCCGACGAAGCGAGUCAGAGGUGCCGGAUGAGUACACGCAAUCUCCCCGCCCGAGUCACCUGAGGCACACGUCCUCGAGAGAUCGGCUCAGAAUGAUGCGAGGCGCUCAAUCGCCCGGGGCUGGCUCUGUCAACCGUCGAGCAGAACUCGGCUAUGCAUCGCAUACGCAGCGUAGCGGCGCUAGUCGGGCCAAUACAGCACGUCUGAAAGGCACUUGGGAAAGAAUUAAACGUCACAUUGCGUCAAACAUCGGCUGGGGAUAUCAAGGUCAAGCUCCGAGUGGAGCUGAGCGUCGCGAAAUUGUGGCGAGAGCUGCCGUACCCGCCAACAAUGGGACGAACGUGUGGAGGAGGAUCGUCUCUGGCACUCGAGCAGAUCCCACAAAGCCCGUCAACAAUUUGCCUCACGUGGCUUACGGGCUCCUCUUACCACCUGCUCUUGGAGAUGACGGUCAGCCGUAUCCAGCGGGACGAGGACCCGAAUACGACUUGGAACGCUUCCCCUCCUCCCAAACUCGACAUGGAUGGAGGUCUCACUCUCGAACUCGCACUCCAAGCCCGCCAGCUUUGCUCGCCCCGCCAAACUCCAUUCGCGACACCGUUACGGCAAGUGUCAGGAGCGCUGUGACCGCUGCAUUGUCUUUCACGAGCGGCAGCUUCUCGCGAGGAACGCACGAACGCUUGGCCACGAGCGAAGACCAGCACAUGGACUCUGGCAGCGUCAGAGAGACUGGAGAAUUGCACUACCAUGCAAAUGGUCGGCGAUGCUCGUUAGACGAUCCCCAGCAUCUGCCACCGCCAGCAGUCGUUGACCAGGAGUUGAAGGACGUUGUCAGAACAUUCGCAAAUGGUGGGCAGGCCCCGGUUGUGCCAGCGAGGCCGAAUCCUGUGAUGUGGUCACCCCAGAAGCCCUCCAGAGAGCCCAUGAGAGGGGCACCACUCGAAAGGGGCUACACCGUCAACAGUCAAGUGUCCGGCUCGAAUUCAUCUGCGACCCAUGCAUCAAGAGGAAGCAAUGCUCUUUACAGGUCUCACACGACGAUCGACUACUCUACGCAGUCAGCUGCUUCUCCCUUCAACGGGCCAAUGCUUUCGGCUAAGGACGGAACGGCCCCGGUCGAGCGCUUCACACUGACAGAUGAGGGUUCUCCGGUCCCGCGGACGGCGUGCAGCAGGAACGCAACCAUAUCGGGGUCGCCAUCAUCGUCCGGUGCCGCAGGCCUGCAGCGGAGUAAGACCGGUAAGCUCUCCCGCGGAGCUACCUCGAGCAAGCGGACACUCCACAGCCAGCAGCAUGCCCUUGAAAAGCCCGUCAGAAGACGGACCACCGUGAGGAGGCCUGCAGCCGAGGAUCCCACGAGGCUACGGAGUAUUCUCAGACCGAGCAGAAAGAUGUCCGAUCAGAGCAGCGAGAGCAGCGACGAGGACGAAGCAGGAGAGGAUGUGCCAUUCACUCAGCCUCAAUACCGGCCAUCGGUUCGCUCUCGGACUCGCCGCACGGCAUCGAUUCGUCGCGAAGACUUCGAUCAAACUGCGGAGCUGGACCAGACCGUGCAGAGCUUGGCGUCGCCAACGCGAUUACCGAAGGCUCCGCACUCUAGCUUUGCGGACCUCCUGGCUUUCGAAGAUCACGAAGGUGUCGCAGACAUCCUGCAAGAGUACGAAGAGCCGCUUUCACCGCGGUCCAUGACAGCAGUGCAGGUGGACACUGCUCAAAGCGACUCGAUGCGAGUCGCGGAGGGAGCCGGACCGAAACGCACGAUUGCCGAGAGCGAGGACGACCUCACUGACUCUCGACGAGGUAGUUGCACCUCGCGUGGAUCUUCGGAGGAGCGACGUUCAUUUGGUAGCAGCGAAAGCUCGUCGAACUCAGAGUCUGGCGAGGCUUCAGGCUCCGAAGAGACUCCCACCAUAAUCGCAGAGGACACCACCGUUCGAGCCCUGCAAAGACCCUCGAACGCCAAGAGUCUGCACGGCGCUGCGUUGGUCGGCGAUGACUACUUCGAUGCAGUCAGCAAAGUUGACAAAGCAGCGCGAAAUGUUGACCAGCAUGUCGUCGACACACCGUCGCUCACCAGACCCUCAUCAGCGGCGAACCACACGAGCUUGAAAGGUCUCUCGACCGCUGACGCAGACGGAGAAUCUUCGAGCUCGACACCCACUGUCGAGCGCAGCACUCCUCAAAGACGGGCUACCAUCAAAAGCAAGGCAAAAUCUGCAAAUAACAUGGAUACCAUCGAUGCGCCCGGCACACCGGGAACGCCUGGGACCCCAGGGACACCGGGCACACCCCUCAGCCGCCGCCGGACUUGGCAGCGGAAAAACGGCCGAUGGCAGGCUACCGAGGUUGAGGAAGGUGCCGAUGAACCGGUUGAAGGAGAGCGCUCACCCACGGGGUCUCCAAGUGCGCCCACCGCUCUAGCUUCGCCUAUGCCACUACCUCCUCCACCGCCGGCUGCUCGGGCUCUACUCGCCGAGUCGUUCAGACCGUCGGCUCUGCCCGCUGCACUACGAAUCGGUUCGCCAGCUAUGACAGCUCCUGGCUCGCCAUCCAAGCAGUCACCAGCACACGCGAACGUGGGCAAGAAUCCAAUGCUCGGUCUAGCCUCUCCUUCGAGCGUUUCUGCGAAACGACAUGAGGACUUGUUCUUCGGUUCGGCAUCUCCAGCACGUUCGUCACCACGAGUGCUCGCCAGCGGAUUUGCCGAUCGUUCUGUGGGCGCACAUAAAGCUUUCGCCGGCCAAUUGCAUAUCGCUCCAAGCGACGCCGCCAAAUGCAGAACUGAAGGCGAGCCCAGCUGUCCUUCAUCCCCCCAGCGUCGAGCUGCGAUGGCUCGAAGGCCCCCGCGCCGAUAUCAAAUGGCGCUCGCGAGCGGCGAUGAUGAUGAAGAAAGCGAAGCACCCAAAGCCGGCUUGUCCAGAUCCCAAUCCAACCGCACUCUACUCAAACGCUCCAAUUCGACCACAUCCUCCGGCACUGGCUCGGACGACGUCUUCUUCACCCCUACGUCCUCUUUGCGUCGAGCCCCCACACGCUCGCAGAGCCACGACGCCUUUUCUCACGUCUCUGAUGAAUCUGACCAGACCGUCAAGGCAGGUCCGCGGAGUGGACUGACGCCAAAAGAGAGACAUCGCAUGCGCGAAACAGCCAUCGACAAGGUCCAGGACAUCUUGGCAACAGGCCUAGCGUCUCGCACGUAGAGCACAUUUUGCGCACGCACCGGACACUUGCCUCAGAAGAUCAGAUCUUGCGAGGCACCUGUGUCGUCCUUCCUCGAAGGAAGAAAAGCCCAUGUUGUGCCUCUUUCAUGCUCAAAUUUCGUACGUCUCUGUCUCGAUGAUGCCUUGAAGCCCGCCUCGUGGUUCUCCCCCCAACCCCCCCCAUCUUGUUGUCGCUUCGUUCAUCCCAGCAUCUAUAAUGACACCAUGCAAUGAAGGCAU